Messenger RNA from Aaosphaeria arxii CBS 175.79, 360 nucleotides. RefSeq lists its product as uncharacterized. NCBI's taxonomy places the organism in Eukaryota, Fungi, Ascomycota, Dothideomycetes, Pleosporales. Gene Ontology annotation, molecular function: protein binding. Bases 1 to 360 code for a protein of 119 amino acids. The record is from RefSeq and is a predicted model, not a curated record. The transcript has 3 exons.
AUGGCAACAGAUCCUGAGCUCGACCGCGGCUACUCGCUCGUUCAGAGAUCACGCCAGAGGAUUAUGUUCAAUUUGGAAAGGUCUUUAUCCUCUGGAGAGUACUCCGACCUGAAGAUCGUCUGCAAAUCAGAGACUUUCGACGUUCACAAGAUGAUUGUGUGCCCUCAAUCGGAAUUCUUCUCGAAGAAAUGCAAGGCGACUACGAGCCGUUUCUCUCGCCCCCCCAUACUUGUAGCAGUUCCGGAUGCAAUGCAAGGGACUGCAGUCAUCAUGUCUGCGGCCUUCACUGUCAUGGAGGAUGUUCAGGCUUUGUUUGUGAAAGAUGCCUCCAAUUCUUUCAUGAUUCAGCCGAACAACUAA